CACACAUUGACAUUUUGAGAAAACGUCCCGCCUCCGGGUCACUGAAUCAUUUUUACUGCUGGAGCUGAUAAGACGCUACCGCUGUCCUUUGAGCAGCGGUCAGUGCGAUGGCCAACGCAGACGAUGAGAAGGAGAAGGAGCGCAUCAUGUCGCUGCCGCAGUUGCAGAACCUCAUGAAGAGGGAUCCAGAGGCGUAUGGUGCCGAGUUUGAUCAACAAUGGUCACACUUCGACAGCCAGAUGGAGAUCUUCAAGUUGAAACCUCAGAAGCCGGCGAGCUCCUUUGGGCAGCAGGUGAUGUUCCUAGCCCACGUGGCGCCCAGUUUCCCAGAGAAGGCCAAAGCGUUGCCUGAUCUGCUGAUAGGAGCGCUGAGCGAUCACUUCGAGAUCAUGCACAGCAGCAUGCGGACGACCCUCGUGCAGGCUCUGAUUCUGCUUCGGAACAGGGAUCAGUUUCCGUGCACCAAGACCCUGCCGGUGUAUUUCAAGCUUUUCCGCUCGCAGGACAAAGCCUUGCGGAAGUCGAUUUUCAACCACAUUGUCCGCGACAUCGCACAGAUGAACCAAAAGACCAAGAAUCAGAAGGUGAACUACGAGCUCCGGGACUUCUUCUUUGCCAAGCUGAAGGAGGUUGAACCGGAGAUUUGCCGACACGCCUGUGCCGUCUUCAUUACUAUGUACCGGCAAAAUGUGUGGUCCGACGCUCAUGUGGUGAACCUAAUGAGCUCUGGGUUGCUUCACCCGGACCUGAAGGUGGCUGCGGCACUCGCACACCUGUUUCUUGGCAACAAGACGAAGGGAUUAGAGGGCAUCCUGGAUGAGAGCGACGAUGAGGCUGAAGACGAUGUGCAAGAGGCCGUGCAUGGCAUCGUGGGUGCCAAGAAGACCGGCAACCGCGUCCGCAAGGUGAAGCGAGCGAAGAAGGCAGCCAAGAAGGCCGCCAAGAAAGGAAAGAAGGGCGACACCGUGGUUAGCUUCGUGGCCAUUGACUUGCUGAAUGACCCGCAGACCCUCGCAGAGAAGCUGUUGCAGCGGAUGACCAAGGGUGGCGAGGCCUUCCUCUUCCGGCUACUGAUGCUCCACCUGGUGGCCAGGCUGAUUGGGCGACACCAGCUGCAGGUCUUGAACCUCUAUCCGUUUUUGCAGAAGUACUUGGUACCCACGCAGAAGGAGGUGACCAAAGUCAUGGCCGCGCUCGUGGAGGCAUCACAUCCUUGUGUUCCACCGGAGGAGGUGAGGCCAGUGGUGCUGCACAUAGUGAGAUACUUUGUGACAGAGGCUCAGGCGCCCGAGGUCAUCGAAAUUGGCUUGAACACUAUCCGAGAAGUUUGCGCCAGGUCGAUCAACAUUCUGACAGAAGAGGAGCUCGCGGAUCUUUGUGGCUUCCGAAAGCACAAGAACAAAGGCGUUUCUAUGGCAGUGCGAAGUCUCAUCAACACCUACCGUGAGCUGCACCCGCAGCUGCUGCACCGGUCCCUGCGGGGCCGCGAGGCCACCAUGGCAGUGAGCCGCGGGGAAGCUCACGUGCCGCAGUUCGGCGAGCUGCAGGCCUCCGAGCAAAUCGACGGCUUGGACCUAUUGGCAGCCAAGGGAAAGCAGGCGGAAGAUGCCAAAGAUGGGAAGGAGAUCAUGAGCGAGAAGGUGCUGAGCCCCGAAGACUUCAAACAGCUCCGCAAGCUUCGGCUGCAGAAGUCCAUUGAGAUGCAGAUGGGCCGAAAGCGGCCUGCCCAGGAGAGCUCGUCAUCGAGUUCCGGCAGCGGCUCCGAUUGUGAAGAAGAGGAUGAGCGUGGGCUGACAGGACGCCUGCCAGACCAAGUCUCCGCAGACAUGCUGAGCGCCACCCCCAAGCGAGCGCGCACUAAGGCAGAGCGCCUUGCUCGAGCACUGUCCUCAGACAUGAGCGGGUUGGCAACCUCCUGGGAAAGUGUAGACUCCUAUUGGGCUCGGGAAAAAAUCGGGGGUCCCCACAUUCUCCAAUGUGCGGGUGAGUUAGGUUCUCGUCAAGCAUGCUUCACGUCCGUGGGGAUCUUCAAUUGUAACGAUGGGUGCUCAAUCUCGAUCGACAAACAAGAUGAUGACUACUGCGAUUGCAGGGGUUGCGAAGACGAGUCUAAUUGGGACUGCUCCACUUGCAUUGGUGGCUGCCCUCAUCAGAGCUGCCUAUCGUAUACAAAAUGCCUGAGCAGCGGAGCGUAUGGUGCUGGUAGUGCCUACGGUGGUGGAUACAGUGGUGGAUACAGUGGUGGAUACGGUGGAGGAUAUGGCGCCGGAACGACGCCUCCGGCAACCUUCACAUGUAACGACGGAUGCCAAAUUUCUUACCAUGAGACGAACGAUGGCUAUUGCGGCUGUCCAGAUUGCGAAGAUGAGGAACUGCUCACCUGUUGGAUGUGCGCCGAUGGCUGCCCCAGUGCCUGCACUGAUGUAAGCACCAGCUGCUACAUACCGCCAGGAAACAACAUCACGUGUCAAGAUGGGUGCGUCAUCUCGCCUCGAAAGCUCAACGACAACUACUGCGAUUGCUCCAACUGCGAGGAUGAGGCGCACUGGGACUGCAGCACCUGCGGAGGCUGCCCCACGGCGUGCGGACCCGGGCAAAGGGUUGAGUGCCCGGCAAAGAUCACGUGUCCUGGUGGCUGCGACAUUCCUUUCAAGGCCUUCAACGACCACCACUGCGAUUGCAGUGGAUGUGAGGAUGAAGAUCGCUACGACUGCUCCAGCUGCAAUUGUCCAACGAUCUGCGGAGAAGGCUUUGGAUGCGGCCCUCUCGGUGGGGAUGACAGGUUCUAUUGCCAGGAUCUUUGCAAACUCAACCUGAGCUCGGCGGACAACGGGUUCUGUGACUGCUCAAGCUGCGAAGACGAGCCUCUUCACAACUGCUCGACUUGCGGAGCUGGAUGCCCCACGACCUGUGGGGACUCUGUGCAUUGUACUACUAGCUCAUCAAGCACAACAGCAACAAGCACAACAUCGACUCGCACGACUUCUACAAGAACAGACACCGCCAGCUCCACGGCGAUGCCAGUUUGGCUUUGUUCAGACAGCUGCGAAAUCGAUCCGAAUUUUGUGAAUGACAGCUGGUGCGACUGCGCGGGAUGUGAAGACGAGCCGGAUUGGGACUGCACGAGCUGUGGUGGAUGCCCUAGCGGCUGCUACGGGCAAGCCGUGUUCUGCAACCAGGUGGCUGCCAAUGGUACCAUGAGCCCUUCAAGCUCGACGCAGGUCAUUACCACGUCCUCUUUUGUGCCGACGACUGCGACGACUGUGACAGCCACGACGACAACUAGACCAAUGAACCCGGAUCUGGUCACUGCGGUGCUGGACUACGUCAUAUCGCAAGCUCUCCCGCUGGCGCACCUGGCAUACACGGCCGUUGCGGCGACAGGUGAUUUGGUGGUGGAAGCUUCUGAUGGUGCCUGGGUCAUUCGUUUCCCGAGUUCAGAUUCUGGUGCCACCUUCUCCGGGACGCACACCUAUUUGUCGCCGGGCACCAUGCCACCCAUCGGGCUGCCCUCAACGCUGCGUGAGCUCAUCUUUCCUGGCGGUUACUUGCUUGCCGCCAAGAUUGGGACAAGCGCUGCGGUUCCAGCAGCGGUCCAACCUGGAGCGACAGCGGUGACACUGGAUGGGCGCCAGUGGACGGUCGCAGAGGGCGUCCUUGAAGUGACAAUGGCAUCCUAUUACUAUGCAGCCGGAGCUCCUUACGGGCAGCUCACUCCCAUUGGCAUCAACGACGGCAUGCUCGGGCUCGGGUGGUUCUCCCUUGCGACCACCCCCAUUUUCAUCAUGCUCAGCACCACCGUCCAGGCCAGCAACGUGGAAUGCGCAACCUUGUCGUCUUCAGGAUGGACCCAGGCCGGGGUCUAUCGGGUGAAUGGGACCAUGGACUCCGAGCUUCAGCAGGUGGCCAUUGGCACGUGGUGUGCUACGGAGCAUUUGUCGACCUUCGCACUGCUGAUUCCCGACUGGACCACGACCCCCACACCGGCCACGACGACGAUGACGGUGCCGGCGAGCGUGGCAGGUGCUGUCCAAGCAGAGGUGUCGCGCACCGCUUCCUUCGUCAUGCUGGCCGAGUCGCAGGCGCAAUCCUCUCCAACGACACCGGUGAUUGUGCCGGUAACUCUGCCGAACGCCACCUUCGUGUCAAUGGCGGUGGUCUCGCUGCCAAGCUCGAACUCGAGCUACCUGAGCGUGGACGUGCCGUCUGAUCCCACGGUGCCUGCCAUCGCCAUUCCCGCCACGCUCGCAGCUGGCAGCGCUGCUAUGCUGAUGGUCACAAAGCUUGCAUCAAGUACCGAAUCCGCCACCAACCUGCCGGCGACGAUGCAAGUUGGAGCGCAGGUGGCCUUGCCGUCCACUUCGCAGCUGUGGAGCGUGGCGGACCAGGUGCUCGAUGUGUCCCUCGUGGACUUGGAUGCUUAUUCAGCUGUAUCCGUUGUGGAUGUGCAGAAUUCCCCGGAUCCAAUCAUCAUGAGGAUCGCUGCAACCACCUACUCGGAUGCCAUUUGCGCCUACCUGGAUGCGAACGAGGAGUGGUCACAAGCCGGCGUGUAUUGGCCAUCAGAUGCAGAGAUCCGGGCAAGCUUCGGCGACGAUGCGGACUUGGGAGGUUCGUGGUGUGCGUCUUCCCACCUCUCGGUCUUCACGAUCCUCGUGGCCGUCGCUGGUCCCUGCGAGUUCGGGGACUAUUUCAAUUUCGGCGGCGACUGCUUCGAUAUAACCAUCGUUGCAGCGGUUAUAGGGGGCCCGAUUGGCUUUUGCUGCCUCUGCUGGUGCAUCAUUUGUUGCAUCAAAUGCCGACGACCAACAAAGGGCAAGAUGAAGCUGAAAGAUAGCAAGGGCUCAGCGCAGGAGUUCUCGUUCCACGUGGCGAAGGAGAUUAACAAGAGCUCCAUUCGCGCGGAGCGGAAGACCUUCAGCCUGCGAGGUGGAGAGACACCGCGCAGCGCGAAAGAAGAUGACCUGGUGAAGAUUCACGUGAAGUGGCAGGUGGAUGUGGAGCAGGCUGCACAGGCCAACUUUGAGUACACCAAAGGUGGCGGCCGCGUGGAUGUUACUGGCACCACUGGCCUUCUGCUGGCAGAUGACAAGUCCCCCAAGAGUAACAACAAGAGCGAGCCGGAGUCGCCCAAAAGUGUGCGAAGCCGCAAGCUGACGGAGGCGGAAACCUUGGCCAAGCAGGAGAGUGAGGAAUUCCAGGUGCAGCCGGAGAACACGGCGCCGCUGGUGGACGAGACUCUGGACGCGGCCACCGUGGACCCCGUGGACGCCCCCGGGGGCGUCGAGGCCUUCGCUGAUGGCACCCAUGUGGAGUAUUUCUCGAAGACCAACGGCAAAUGGAUGCAGGGCAGCAUCAGCGGAUCUGGUCAGACGAUACGCGAUGAGCUUAUCCCCACCUACACCGUGCUGGUUAUGCUCGGGGGUUUCCACAAACAGAAGCGGGACUUUGUGGAUUUGAGCCUUCUGCGGAAGCCCUUCAAAGAAGGGGACCCGGUCAGCGUCCAAGUCCUAGCGGAUGAGGAGUGGCAACCAGGCAUCAUCAAGGCACGAUGCGGCUAUCCUUUAAGUUACGAGGUGAAGCUCCUCAGCGAAACGGCCUCCUCCCGGCCCUCAGCGGGUUCGCGCGCCGCCGCGGCUGAAGCGACGGAAGCGGAGACGGCGGUCUCGCGAGCGCCGUUACCAGCAGAGCGGGUUCGGCCAAGAUUCCCGGGCGGCCAAGCGGUGGACGUCUACCGGGGCGUGGAAGAAGGUUGGAUCCAAGGAGUUGUGCGAAGCGAUGGGUGGCCGGAGGUGUCCGUUGAGAUGGACGCGGCUGAAACUGCCUGCUUGGGCUACCACGUUCGCUUACGAGCACCAGCGCCCGCCCCGAAUGCCAUAGAGGAUGAGAGGAAGGCGGCUGCAUGA
Molecule: messenger RNA, 5906 nt
Organism: Effrenium voratum
Lineage: Eukaryota; Dinophyceae; Suessiales; Symbiodiniaceae
Source: the annotation of a GenBank genome assembly